GAUAGGGUAAUUUUUCUAUUCCUAGCAUUUGAAUGUUCUUAGUGCUGAAGCUUUGCUGCCGGCCGGUUCGAAUCGGCUUUUUUCAUCAGAAAGCAACGAGUCUAUCGGAUCCUUGAGGUGGGAAGCAAAGAACGAGAUUAUUUUAGUGAUCCUCGCUGGGAGAGGUACAGAUUCGUGGGUCAGGCGGAGGAACAAUGGAUUCCUGGGCCCGAAGGUUCCGUACAUUCCCUAAUAAUUCACCCUUUCACUGGAAUCACACUGACCGUGAUACUACUAAUUGGUUUAUGAAGGGGGUGUGCCUGUCUCCUUCCCAUCGCCCAAAGUGUGAUUAUUGUUCUGCUUCCUGGGUAGAAGUCCCUGAGGACUUGGCCUGGGUGGGUCUCCUCAACGAGCUUCUUUUCUGAGCAGGAACACCUUCUAAUGUGGGCCAUUGCAGGAAAUUGCUCGCCAGUCCUAAGUGCAUUUGACGCCACCUUCCACCGCCCCGAGAACUGCAGCAGAGGACGUUUCUCCUUUCGCUCCAGAGUGCUUGGAAUAUCUUGGUGGCGACAGUGACUACCUGUUGACCCUAAGAGGUCUGGACAGGAUUUUCCGCCACGGCAGCCAUCCCACCUAUUACAUCCCUAUUUUCUGUGACUUGUGUGCUACGGUCUCUGCACGCCUGCAGAGGCAUUGAAGAUGCCUUCUAGCACCGAGGCGACGACCGGUGAAUGUGACGACGCGGAGCUCCAGUGCCGGGUAGCCGUGGAGGAGCUAAGUCCUGGGGGGCAACCUCGAAAACGCCAGGCUCUGCGCGCUGCAGAGCUGAGCCUAGGUCGAAACGAACGCCGCGAGUUGAUGCUACGACUGCAGGCACCUGGACCCGCGGGGCGGCCACGCUGUUUCCCGCUGCGCGCCGUGCGCCUCUUCACCCGCUUUGCUGCGGCUGGGCGCAGCACCUUGCGGGUCCCCGCCGAUGGCCUGCCUGGGGCUGGCUCAGUGCAGCUGCUGCUCUCCGACUGUCCCCCGGAGCGGUUGCGCCGCUUCCUGCGCAUGCUGCGCCUGAAGCUGGCGGUCGCCCCUGGACCGGGACCCGCCUCUGCCCGCGCACAAUUGCUCGGCCCGCGGCCUCGAGAUUUUGUCACCAUCAGUCCAGUGCAGCCAGAGGAACUGCGGCGUGCUGCGGCCACCAAGGCUCCAGAUUCUGCGCUGGAAAAGCGGCCAAUGGAAUCCCAGCCUAGCACGGACGCUCCAAGGUGGCCCCUGCCUGUGAAGAAGUUGCGCAUGCCCUCCACCAAGCCGAAGCUUUCUGAAGAGCAAGCUGCGGUGCUGAGGAUGGUUCUGAAAGGCCAGAGCAUUUUCUUUACUGGGAGUGCAGGGACAGGAAAGUCCUACCUGCUGAAACAUAUCCUGGGUUCCCUGCCUCCUACUGGCACUGUGGCCACUGCCAGCACUGGGGUGGCAGCCUGCCACAUUGGGGGCACCACGCUUCAUGCCUUUGCAGGCAUCGGCUCAGGCCAGGCUCCCCUGGCCCAGUGUGUGGCCCUGGCCCAUCGGCCAGGUGUGCGGCAGGGCUGGCUGAACUGCCAACGUUUGGUCAUUGAUGAGAUCUCCAUGGUAGAGGCAGACUUCUUUGACAAGUUGGAAGCUGUGGCCAGAGCUGUCCGGCAACAGAAGAAGCCAUUUGGAGGGAUCCAGCUCAUCAUCUGUGGGGACUUCCUACAGUUGCCACCAGUGACCAAAGGCUCCCAGCACCCUCGAUUCUGCUUUCAGGCCAAGACCUGGAGGAGGUGUGUGCCAGUGAUUCUAGAGCUGACUGAGGUGUGGAGACAAGCAGACCAGACCUUCAUCUCUCUACUGCAGGCGGUGAGGCUAGGCAGAUGUUCGGAUGAAGUGACCCGCCAGCUCAGGGCCACAGCCACCCAUAAGGUGGGACGAGAUGGAAUUGUAGCCACGAGACUAUGCACCCAUCAGGAUGAUGUGGCCCUUACCAACGAGAAGCGGCUGAAGGAGCUGCCAGGUGAUGUACACAGCUUUGAGGCUAUAGACAGUGACCCUGAGUUAAGCCGGACCCUGGAUGCUCAGUGUCCUGUAAACCGUGUCCUUCAGUUAAAGCUGGGGGCUCAGGUCAUGCUGGUGAAGAACUUGGCAGUGUCUCGGGGCCUGGUGAAUGGUGCCCGAGGAGUCGUAGUUGGAUUUGAGUCAGAAGGGAGAGGGCUUCCCCGGGUACGGUUCCUGUGUGGCAUCACCGAGGUCAUCCGAACUGACCGCUGGACAGUACAGGUCACCGGGGGACAGUACCUCAGCCGGCAGCAGCUUCCCCUACAGCUGGCCUGGGCAAUGUCCAUCCACAAAAGCCAGGGAAUGUCUUUGGACUGUGUGGAGAUCUCUCUGGGCCGUGUGUUUGCCAGUGGUCAAGCCUAUGUGGCUCUCUCCCGGGCCCGUAGCCUCCAGGGUCUACGUGUGUUAGACUUCGAUCCCAUGGUGGUUCGAUGUGACUCCCGAGUGCUGCACUUCUACGCCACCCUUCGGCGGGGCAGGGACCUCAGUCUGGAAUCCCAAGAUGACGAGGAGGCAAACUCAGAUCUGGAGAACACGGACCCAAACCUCUGACCUCGGCUGAAAGAGAAGACAAGCUUUUUAGCUUUUUCAUGGGUCAAGGGAUUAGCUGGGGAGAGGCCCGUGUUUUUCCUCAUCCAGCCUCUGGUAGGGUUAAUGGACAGUUUCCCAUCUACUUAACUAGCUUUGCUUCAGCUUCACCUAUUUCCCUGGAGAAAUGACUUCCAGGGUUAGAAGCUAGACAGGGUAAUGUUUACCAGAGGGCAAAGUUCUCUACAAAGGCUGGAACACACAGCCACAGAGUUCCUAGCUGCAGACCGAAGAGGCCUUGAACACACAGCCACAGAGUUCCUAGCUGCAGACCGAAGAGACAGUGCUGGCAGCAGCAGCCCCUCGACCCCACGGGGCCUGUCUUAUUGACAUUGCCUUUAUUUAUUUUGUGUGCCCGUGCAUGCACAGCACAGCGUCUAUGUGAAGAUCAGAGGACAACUUGAGGAAGUUGGUUUUCUCUUUCCCCAUGUGUGUUCUGGGGGUUAAAUUCAGGUCACAGGGCUUGGUGGCAGGCCCUUACACCUGAUGAGCAAUCUUGCUACCAGGGUCAGUUCUAAUUUUCCUUGUGUUAUUAUAAGAAAAUAGAUAAGGCUGAGUACUUUAUAAAAAAAAGAUUUAUUUUUAAUUAGUAUAAGCUCACAGUUCUAGAAGAUUAAGAACAUGGAACCAGCCUAGGAUCGGCUUUGCUGGGGCUUGACGGUAGCCGGCAGGCAUCACAUGGCAAGGACACGAGCUGGCAGGAUCAUGCGAGACAAACAACUGAAGACAGCAGUUGUGGAGAACAGCAUUAAUCCAUCCAUAAGGGCAGGACCCCCUUGCCUUAGUUACCUCCCAUGCUCUCCAUCUCUUAAGAGUUACAUCAUCUUUUUUUUUUUUAAGAUUUAUUUAUUAUUAUACAUAAAUAAGUACACUGUAGCUGUCUUCAGAUGCACCAGAAGAGGGCAUCGGAU
This is a messenger RNA of Mastomys coucha (southern multimammate mouse), 3539 nucleotides long. RefSeq names its product PIF1 5'-to-3' DNA helicase (gene Pif1). Gene Ontology annotation, molecular function: DNA helicase activity. The transcript has 12 exons. Gene Ontology annotation, biological process: telomere maintenance; DNA repair. The record is from RefSeq and is a predicted model, not a curated record. The coding region runs from base 679 to 2592 and encodes 637 amino acids. Lineage: Eukaryota; Metazoa; Chordata; Mammalia; Rodentia; Muridae.